Beauveria bassiana ARSEF 2860 is the source of this 720-nucleotide messenger RNA. RefSeq lists its product as uncharacterized. The record is from RefSeq and is a predicted model, not a curated record. The coding region runs from base 1 to 720 and encodes 239 amino acids. The transcript has 2 exons. NCBI's taxonomy places the organism in Eukaryota, Fungi, Ascomycota, Sordariomycetes, Hypocreales, Cordycipitaceae.
AUGAGCUCGUUGCGACCAUUACGCGGUGCCUGCCAAUGCGGCCGUAAUCGCUACUUGAUUGUGGUCCCCGAGGACUCGGUCGAUGAAGCUCAAGUGCUAUUCAACCCAAGCACUACUCAUGAAGCCUCUCUCGCUACGCCGCUGCCGGCCUACAUCAGAGUUCCCCUGACCUGGUACAAGAGCGCCACCUAUGCUUACUACGACGACGAGACGCACGCGACGAUCCGCCGCUCCUACACGCACCCAGACGAACAGGACUUUCGGCGCUACUUUUGCGGCUACUGCGGCACGCAGCUGUCGUACUGGUCCGAGAGCCCCGCCACCGAAGCCGAGUACAUUCACCUGACACUCGGCAGCCUCUUGCGCCAGGACCUGCACGAUCUGGAAGCGCUGGGUUUGAUACCGGACGAUACCGACUCGGACGAGUCCGCGCCGGCCGGGGAUGCGGGCGACCAGGAUGAGCCCAGUGAGCGCGAGGCCGCCGUUGUUAGGGAAUCGUUUGGCGUGCCCUGGUUCGAGGAGCUCAUCGAGGGUACUAGACUGGGAAAGUUGCGGCGCCGACACGGCGGGCACGAAUCGCAGGAUGGCCGCGUGCAGGUGGAAUGGGAGAUUAUAGAGUACUCGGAUGGCAGCGACAUGGAAGACGUGGACAUGCCGACGCCAGCCUCUGGAAAACGAAAACUAGACGAGAGGGGAGAGGAACAAGUCGAAACACAAUGA